GCCGUCGCCGCGCGCGCGAUCCCGUCCCGCGUGCCAGCGCGCUCUUUGUCUUGGCCGCGGCGCCGCCGUUGGGGAGGACUGGGCUGAGGCAAAGGGAAGGUGGGUGGUGGUGGUGGUGGCGAGGGACCUUCCCUCCCACCCACAACCCGGAAUCGGCCCUCACUCGUGGUCAGGCACGAGCACGAAACACGGCUUUCACCCCCCUCCCCCCGCGUCUCGAGCGCCCUCAUUAAACGCUCCGCGCUCGUGCACGCGCGCCCGCCUCCCCUCCCCCCCUCCCGCUAAACGCCCGUUUAUUUGCUGUUCUCCCUCCCGCCCCCGCGAGCCCGCCUUCCUCUCACGUGCCCCGCUUUUCCUCUGACCCGCCCCGCCCACCCUCUUCCUCUCGGCUCCAUAUUGAGGCUGAAGGAGGCUAAAUCCAGUCACAAAAUGGAGGUAACGUUUGUCGGCGCCGCCGCCGCGCGGGAAGGCAGGCAGGCAGGGAGAGGGUCCUGCAACGGCGGUUGCGGAGCGGGCGUGAGAGUGGGUGGGUGGGGGUUGCAGAGGGAGCGGGCGCGUGGCGCGGCGUAUGAGGGGCUCGCGGGAGGGAUAGCGAUUGGCUGGCUCGGCUCCUGGCCUUCUCCCCAUCCACCUCCCCCCCCCUUCCUACCACCUCGGUUCUUGCUUUAUCCAGCUGCAAACAGCUAAUUAUCCGAAAUGGCGCGAGAGGGCGGCGGCGGCGGCGGCAGUUGGGCGGGAGAGGCUUCUGUUGGGGGCCAUUGUAACCCUGUGGAGAAAGAGGCUCGAGUUUGAGCGAGAGGAGCCGCAGGAGGCCCUUUCCUAAGUUGAACCCAAACCAAAAUCCUUCCUUCAACUCUAUAGUAGGCUUGAAUAUAUAUAUAUAUAUAUAUAUAUGCAAAUUACAACCCGUGACUUGAUCCAAGUGCCUAUCACUCGAUGGUCUCGCCGGUUCUCAUUCGACUUCCCGAGCCACUUGUGCAGCUUUCGCCUUUUUAAAGUUUAAAAGCAGUAAGGUAUAACCUUUCGAGUAAAAUCCCAAUGACUUGAACGCGACGACGAAACACAUCCUGAGAACCUGGCUGAGGACAACCCCCUCCCCCCCAAAAAAUGUAUUAGAAUUUGCUAUAUCUUUUAGCUGCAUAACCUGUGUGUGUUUUUUUAAAUGAAAAUAAAAUAGUUAACAAAAAAAAAAGCACCCAGUUCCUCCUACACAGCAGCAGAACAGCUAAGACUAGCUGCCUCCCAUGAAUCAGUUAUUCGGGUGCUUUCAGUUCUAAUAAUAAUAUGGGAUAUCUUGCACUUGUCCACGUGGCCCAAUGGUGCUUGAGAUGAAAACACGUUCUCUUCCCCCACCCCAAUAGUUCUGAAUAACUGGUGGUUUGACGUUGAUUUUGAAUUGUAGCUGUUCCUAAUUCUGUCUGUCUUGCUGGGUAUUUUGGUGGCUGUCACUAAAGCCAGUGACUUGGAGUUUUCUGGUUCAUGCAAACAACCAGGCCUUGAAAUGCCUCUUUAAUAACAUUAUCUAGCUAAUUAUCUUUCUCUGGCAGUAUGAUCAAAAGCCUGGCAGCUGAAUUCUGAACGAAAGUAAUGGAUUCAAUGCCCCAUUGAGUGAUUACAGUUUUGUAGAUGAGUCCCCUUUAUAAAUUCAUUCUAUCCUAUGCUUUUUGAUAGAAUUACUUGCGAGAAAGCUCCAUAAGGUCCCAAUUUAAUUUUUAUUAUAUCCAUUCUGUAACCAAAAAAUCAACAUAAGGAUGUGAAUAAAAUAUCUUUUUAAGAUUGGAUGUGAGAAGACUUUCCAGACCUUGAAAUCUUAAAUUAGAUUUAAUUAAAACUGAACCUGAUUGUGUAGCUUCAAUGAAAGUCCUCCUCAAACCAAUGCUGAACUAAAGUAUAACAAGCAUUUUUGUAUGAUGACAUGCCAAAUAAUAUUUUGCAAGUCUGGAGACAACUAUCCAUGAUUAAAACCUGUGCACAUGUAGACUUGAAAUGUCAAACACAUGUUGCUUCAAAAAAACUAUAACAAUGUUGUGCUCUACAUUCCAUUCUGGUUUUUGUUUUUUAAAAUUUCUAGCUGACAUACAGAUUUUAUCUGUUAUCCUGUUAAGCUUCAGAAACACUUGAUCAGGCACCCCCAACCUUCGGCUCUCCAGAUGUUUUGGACUACAGUUCCCAUCAUCCCUUACCACUGGUCCUGUUAGCUAGGGAUCAUGGGAGUUGUGUUCCAAAACAUCUGGAGGGCCACAGGUUGGGGAUGCCUGCUCUUGAUGGUAUAACACUUGCUGUUUUGUACAUGAAAAUUAGAAAUAACCUUCUGAAACAUCUAAGUAUUGUUUAUGUGACUUAGCAGUCUUGCCUAAUCCUGUUUACCUGUAGCAGGAAAAGGGCUUUGUAUUGUACCUGUAACAAGAACUAUAUGCUGUUCAUGAUACUAAUGUUCUCCUUGGCCUUCUUGCUGAAACCAGCUAUGCAGGGUGUAUUGGGGCUUGCUUUUUUGCACUGUUUCAGGGUUUGCAUUCUCUCUAUAGCUUUGCUUAUCUAAGCUGAGUGUUAGGGACCUGGGUCAUAGAAUUGUAGAGUUGGAAGGGACCCCAAGUGUGAGGUGUUUAACCUCUUCAGUAGAAGCUACUGUCUGUCUUGAGUUAUAAAAGGAUUCAGAGAAGGCCUCUUGAAUUUCUUGCUUUAAUUGGCCAUUUCUUUCUUCCAUUAUUUUAAUGUAACUCUGGUUUGGCAACAGCUGUCCCCUGCAAAAAAGCAAAAUUUAGAAGGAUAAAUGUCCCUGCUCAGCAUAACAGGUGAGGGCUGAUAUUUUGGACCAAAACUACACCUGCUCUGCAUACAAAUAAAUGGAGUAAGAAUCUUUAGGACAUAAUUGCUAGAUUUGACCUAAUAGCACAGCCCCUCAGCUUGCAAUAGUAGCGUAAUUGCAAUGAACUACAUUGCAGGGUUGUUGUAAGCCACUUCUGUCCAACUUGGGCUGUAUGCACCACCCGUACCCACCCUGUUUUGCAACACCACCAGACCACACUGCAGGGUUGUUGAAAACAACGCAGCCUGCAAUUAUGAGGAGUGAAACACUGGAGGGUUGUCCUAAAUCACUCCCCCAGCCAGCCCCUCUCCAACCUGAAUUAUGGGGAGAAUUGUAUUGGCAGAGCUAUUUAUUUAAAUGUAGUGUUUCACGGGAGAUAUGAGGCUAGAAAGAUAAGCAGUGCCUCUGUUUGCUGGCACUUUGUAAGGCAAUGCACAUGCUAGUGCCCGAAACUGGGGGCUUCUCUGUUGAAUUGUUAUGGGCACCUUUAUCCUGCCGAGGGAUUUUUAAAUUAUCGCUUCUCUGUGGGCAGCAGGAAAUGGCGCAUCUAGGCAACAACAUGGCCAUCGCUGUGAGAUAGGUAUCUGAAUCUAUAUCAAGGAUCAGAACUGCGGGUUCAGUGAUACCCCAGCUGUUAAGCAGGGCAACAAGGACGUCAGUCCUUCCCACCCCUUUCUUUAAGCCGCUGGCCUAGUAAGAAAGGCCGCCUCUGCUUCAAGGACCCGGAUGUCUCGCAGGAACGAGAGGCGCCAGGUUUGAAGGCAAAGUAGCUGUGACGUAAGCCUUGCAUGGAGAGGCAGGUUUGGUGGACUCAAACAACACAAUGAGGGGGAGAGGCGGAAGAGCCGAGGCGCUGGCAUAGGGGUGAGAGAAAGGGCGCUGGCUGGCUGUUAAAGGGAGACUGGGCUCUGAUUCCUUCCCGCUCCUCCAUCAGGCCUUCCUUCAGUCAGUGGACUAUAGGGGCUGAAGCACAGAGACCUGCCUUUAAACUAAUCUCGGGUACUCUAAAGCAUGUUUACACACAUCUGAACAGUGUCUGAUUGGCUUGCUAUUGAAUUGGCUUCCACAAUAAAUAAAGAUACUGUCGCUUUUUAAAAUAGUAAUAUAUUUCCAGUGAUACUGUCAGGUUAUAUGCCUGGCUGACCUAUUCAGGCAUUUGUUCCCCUUUUUUGCUAGCUACUGCUUUGCAAUUCAGGGUGCAAACAGAUGAGUUCCAUAUUUCAGGAUAAAUGGCUUGAGAUUAAAGACAUUGUUUCAUUCUCUCAUACAGUACCAUCCCUUUAAAGUGGCUCGCAUAUGCUUGCUUCACUAAAAUAAGCCAUUUAUUUGUAUGAGAGUAAGAAAGUAAAAACUUUUAGGAACGGGUAAAUUACUCGUGCUACUUGUUAUCUAGGUUAAAAGGAGCAACUGAGUCAGAACGCUCUCCAAAAAUGGCGUGUAAAGAUGAGAGAGAGGCUGAAGAUUACAAGAGGAGGGGAAGAAGAUCUUCACAGGUGGAAUACUUUAUUUUUUCCUAGUUCUGUUACAUGGGUAAACAGAGAAUUCUUGCUUUCUGCUGCUUUGGUAACACUGUGUUUGCUCAGACGCUACAUUGCAUUCUUCUGCUUGGCUCUUACGCAUGUAUUAUGCUUUUCAUUCACCACACUAGUUGGUGAUUUCUAUAAUAGCUUCUAACUUAAUACAUAUGCAUGUUGAGAAUGUUACUAUGAAGUCUUGAACUGGAAAACCAGCAGUGCUGUGUCUAUAAUGGUAUAAAAGUGAUCAAAUUCUAUGAACAGGCAUUUUACUAAGCUUUUAAUGGUUCUCCAGAAAUACAAUAUACAGAAAUGAGCAAGGACUGAGUAUUGCCUGUUGAUUAGGAUCUAGAAAUUUCAGACUGCAUCCAUUGUUGGAUACGCCUUCAUAAAAAGAUACUCAGUAUAGAAAACUAGUGUCUUGGGGGUAAGGUGUUCAAUAGUCUUCAAAGCAGAGGAGCAAUACGUCAGAUAAGGUCAUGUCUGCAAUCUUAAGGUGUGUCAGACCAAACAUAGGUUUACCAUAUGACUGAGAACAAGGCCAGAUGCUGCCAGGAGUGGGGGUGAUCAAUUUCUGAACCGGUUGUAGUGGGCAAUAUUUUAGAGAUAGCAAUAAAGCUGUUUUUGAGAACCCAUAUAUUUCCCUUCUCCAAUCCCCCCAUGACUUCUUACAAACUCUGAAUGGUGGCUUGUAAUGAUGUAUGGGGUUAUGGUUUUAGUUUUGUGUUGUAUAAUUGUAGAGUUCCAAGAAACCACAAGAUCUUACUGUGAGGCAGCACCAUCCACCGACUGCACACAGAUGAAUGGAAUGCAUAAGAUAUAAAGACAUCCUGUUUGUGGAAGGCAGGAGGAACAAGGGAGAGCUAGCUGCCAUUUUGCAAUGAGUCCAUCAUGACAAAGGCCCUGCUUUAUGGGAACUUACCAGAAGUUUAGGUUUUUUCUAGCUGCCCUCAUCUUUUGGCAAGGGAGAUGUGGAGCCCGUUCCUUGCUCUCUAGAUUGGAUCUGGGGUGGGUAUCAUCCCCAUAAGAGUUCUGAACAUAAGAAGAAGGAAGAUCCCAACCUUGCUCUCCUAACUCCAAGCAUGAAUGUUUGGUUGUUGGUGACUUAGAUGUAAGGAACACCUUGGAUGCUUGCUGUCAAAGCAGCUCUGAAGAGAAAUGUUGGGGUGGGACACUUCAGUAGUAGAAAUCAAGAGCUUCAAAGAGCCUCAAGACCCCACCUAAGUAAGGAGGUUGAGGAUGGCCAUUUUGUCAAAUCUUGCAUCUGGAGGUCCAGCAGGAGAUCAGAGACUAAGGCUGUAGUCCUGCACAAUUUAAGCCCCACUGAAAACAUUGGGACUUGCUUCCUGGUAAACAUGCAUGUUUCACAGGAAAGGAGAGACUGGAUGACCACAAAGCUUCAGCUUGGCCACGAAAGACAACCAAAAUUUGUGAGCUUCUGUCUUCCGGUUUGGACCAAUUUAUACCAUGUCCAUUUGGCAACCAGCUUCCAUAAUUCAGGUUUUGCCUAGAAGCCCCCUAGUAUUCCAAAAUAGUUGCCAUAAAAACCAUGAUAUGAAAGAUUAAAGUCUUGUAGAAUUGGUGAUGUGAGCUAUGCUUUUCUGCUCAACUGUGUUAGCUAGGCAUACAUUUCUCCACUAAUAAUUGGGAAUGCUGUGGGCAUCUGUUAAGAAGGCUGUUGCAGAACAUUGUAUUUGUUUCUCUGAAAACAUGUGGCUGUUAAGCCUCUUGUGUAGGGACAAAAUAAAAUAUAAUUUAGGGAAAUCUGUUACUUAGUUUGGAGUCUCCCCAGAAGAAUCAAUAGCUUAAUUCAGAGAAAUGUACUACUUUCAAGGAGCGAUGGUUAAAAAUACUGUUGAUAUUGGGGAGUUCCUGCAGCAUCUAACCUGCUUCUGAGGGAGAAAGUAAACACAUUGUAAAGUGAGAGUGUAGUAUAUAAAAAAGAAAAGGAAACAUUUAUAUUUUUCUGUUCCUUGGAAUUAUAGCUCUUCUGUUUGAAGAAUUUAACAUUAGGCUUUCAUUUAGUCUCUCAUAUGCAUCACCUGUAAUAAAACAUGUAAUUUCUACCUGCAAACUAAGGCACCUGAGGUUUCAGCUUAAAAGAGGAACCAUAAGCAAAUGAACCACCAUUACCAGUGCCCAGCUGGGAUUGUAUGAGCAGGGGAGACGUGAGGGCAGAGCAGCAUUCUUGUGCUUCUUCAUCCUUCCCUGAGGUUUUAUUUUCAUGCCCCAAAAAAUUCAUUACACCAGUUGCAGAGCUGUCAGUCACCUCCCUGGUUUGGGUGUGUGUGUAGAGGAACUGGGAAGGGUAUGGAACUGUUGGAGCUAUAGCCUUCCCCCAUCAGGGACAUAAUUUUAUAAAUAAUAGCUCUCAACACAUUAUUUAUGCAACCUUAAUGCGAAGUUCCUUGGGUGCUCGUCACAAAACGGUUCCCAUGGGGGCGCGACAUAGCAAAGCUGAUACAAUGGAGUUUGCAGCAUAACACAAAAUGGUUGCCACAUCUAAAAGAGCAGGAAAAAGAUGACCACAGAAUGAGGCAGGCAUGCCCCUCAUCAGUCUCUGCUGUGCUCAGUCACGGAGAGAAACUCUGUUUGAAAGGGAAGGGAGGGGUGAGUGUCCAGCCCUGGCAUCUAAUGAAAUGUGUAAUGGCAGUGGGGGGGUGUUCAAUGUAGGAGAGACUGAGCCAGUGUAAAGAGGAACUGAGCAGAAAGAACAAAGAGUCUCUCAAGCAUUGUGGAUUUUUUAGAGGAUGUUUCUUAAGACCUUUUGCGGGUGCCAUUGGAAAUACUGGAAGGCAUCCUAGGCUCCAUGAGUACCACAUUGGUGGUCCCUGCCUUGGUACAUUAAGUGUAAAUGAGAAAGUGAUAUCAUAAAAUGGGUAAGAACAUCUUGUUCCUUAUGUUUCUUAGAAUUGAAAUACUUCAUCUACUCUUUGGAAUGAUUAGGACUCAUCUAUAUGGGGACAAAUCCUGUGUCUCCUGAAACUUUCAGUUAUGCCAUGCACAGAGGACACCUUUGUUUUGUAGUGCAAUGGUGUGUUUCUGAGCCAUAAGCAAUGCAGUUGGCUAUUUAAAAAAUGCAGCAACAUUCUUAUUCUAUUGUGUGCAGAUUAUUCUGAACUUUAAAAAGUUAAGUAGGACUGGAUGCUGCUCUCUCGUGUUGUGUAGCCUAAAGUUUUGUUCUUCCUGCAAAAAAUAAAUAAAUCUGGGGGUUGAGAUGUUAGGCGUGUUAAGUAGAAAAUUAUAAGUACCGUUGGUUGAUGUGUUUAGUGAUUAGCCAACUUUUGCUAGAGUUGUCUAUCCUCUGAAGUUCACGACAUGGCAUUAAAGGUUUUUGGUUUGUUACUCCUUUUAACUUAACUUGAAAUAGUCAACAUUUCUUUAUAUGCACAGACCAAAGACAUCAGUUGAUGAAAGUGUUAGAUUCUUAGUUGAAGUUUAUGUCUUUAUCCUAGCUGCCUCUAGCACACUAACAGCACAGACUUUUGCAUGCCUGCUCCAAAAUCCCAUUGAGUCUAGUGGGACUUAAUUUCAUGUAAAUGUGUAGAGGGUUGUACUUAAGACAGACUUGAGGGUAAGCACUGUUGAACAUGAUGGGAUUCCUUUUCCAUAAACUUGCCUAGAACGCAUUGGAUGGCUACUUUACUGAGUAAACAUUCACUGAAUGAGGCUGUAAGAACUGUUUAUACACUAUGUAACAAAAUCCUGGAUUUGCACCCAAUCUGUUUUGCACCCUUUAAACUUGUUUAUGUAGAAGUAAGUGUACCGAGAGCCAAUUGAGUUUAUUAUUUAUUUAAAUAUUUGCAGACCUCACUUUUCAUUAAAAAAUACAGCAAAGCAGUAUAAUAGUACCUAAUUGUAGUGAAGUGUGAUAAAGACAGUAAGUUACUGUGAAUUGUGUGGGUGGACUUCGCUGCAAUAACACAAAUCUCGUACAGCAUAUUGAAACUUAUCUUCUUUCAGGGCUACGAUCCUAAAGAACCCGAACAGUUGAGAAAACUGUUUAUUGGUGGCCUGAGCUUUGAAACUACAGAUGAUAGUUUAAGAGAACAUUUUGAAAAAUGGGGCACACUUACAGAUUGUGUGGUAAGUGAUCAUAACAAUCAGUUUACUGUUAACAAUGUUAUGUGUGCUUACUUGGAAGAAAGUCUCACUGUUUCCAGUGGGGCUUACUCCUCGGUAAGUAUGCACAGGUUUGCAGCAUUCACAAAAGUCAGUGCCUAAAUUAUUGUUAUAUGCUUUAACUUUCUUGAAGGUGAUGAGAGACCCACAGACGAAACGUUCCCGAGGCUUUGGCUUUGUGACCUAUUCUUGUGUGGAAGAAGUAGAUGCUGCUAUGGCAGCCCGACCACAUAAGGUUGAUGGGCGUGUGGUGGAACCAAAGAGAGCCGUUUCUAGAGAAGUAAGUGAAUAUUUAAGUAUAUAUACUGAAUUUGUCAAACCUUAAUUGUAGGAACUUUUAAUCAUUUGCAAAUCUUUUUGUAAGACAAUUGAAGUAUUUAGGCAUGGCACCAUCUUGGAAGGUUGAGAUACUAAAUGUAACUUGUUACUUUGUAGGAUUCUGUGAAACCUGGUGCUCAUUUAACAGUGAAAAAAAUAUUUGUGGGAGGAAUUAAAGAAGACACAGAAGACUAUAAUUUAAGAGAUUACUUUGAAAAAUACGGCAAAAUUGAAACCAUAGAAGUAAUGGAAGAUAGACAAAGUGGAAAGAAAAGAGGGUUUGCCUUUGUAACGUUUGAUGAUCAUGAUACAGUCGACAAAAUUGUUGGUAUGUAAUGCUUUCCUUUUGUGCAGCCUUUUUAUAUUUCUUUCAAGCUACUGAUGGAUGGAACUUUCUCCUAGUGAACAAAAAAAUUACUGUAAGAACUAGACUUCCUAUUUGCUUUCUUACUAAAUUGAAUAUAUUUUAAAAGAUUACCCUUUUAAAGCUCAAUAUAGUGCUGGGGGGGUGGAUGCUUUUCUCUCCUGAACUUUUUUGUGUGAUGGCUUUCCUACAAUUUUAAACCAUGAGCAGCAUGAUUUGCCCCUAACCUCUCUUCAAUCCCCCUCCUCUGCCUGUAUCUUUCUAACAUGUCUUUGUAGUUACGUGCCUAGCUGAGGAAGACAGUCCAGUUUCCAGCCUGUACUGUUUGUUGUUGUUGUUGUUUUACUCAAAUCAAUCCAGUUCCCUUGCUGGGACCCUUGUAAGGAUCUAGCUGGCUGUCUGCCUGUCCCUAUUCCUCCCCCCUCCCACUUGGUUUGGUCACAUGCUCUCUCUCCUGCAAGUAAGAAUUUCAUGCUACACCCCCAGGUUUCAAGCAUCCUUCACACUAAUUGAGUAUACUUAAGAGCCAGGUACAACAGACUUGCUAACUGCUUUAAAAUAUAGCCUGAACAAUGCUAGGAUCCUAAAGAACCUUGGGUCCAAAGCAAGCACAUUCUUGGAAAUCCAGCAGGAAAAUGAGCGCACCUGGGUUGAGUGGGAAGAGUCCAACGCAAAUGACCAUCAGGUACCACACAAUGGAGGUCUAUGGAGGACAUGAUCGGCUAAAAUCGGAAAGGGGAAGCUUUUUUAUUUCAUUAUGGUCUUUCCUACUGUUUCCCUAUCAUUCAAGCACUGCUUGGAUUCCAUGAGUCAUUUGUUCUCUGAGGAGCUCUUUUCCCCUUGAAUUUUUCCUUCUCCUACUCCCCCCAAAUAAUUUCUAGGCUCCAGAGAUGUUCCUUCCUUAUGAAGAGGUGAGAUGAGAGGGAUGCUGAGCAUCCGUUUUAUGAUAUAUUCUGCCACAAAGAUCUAGGAAACAGACUUCAUUGCCCACUGUUUUCCUGACUUCCUUUCUUUGGCUCUUUGUGCUAUGUGUCUUUUGUUUUAUGGUAUUUUUAGAGUUUCCUUUCCUGAUUAUAAGGAGGAAAUAAAACUAAAUAAUACUGCUGCUCCUGUGAAAAUAUCUUCUGAAUAAUAUGGCAUAAGUGCUUAUUCAAUUGUGUGCAUUUUUAUAAUAAGGAUCAUUUCAAAACUUCUUUUAGUUCAGAAAUACCACACUAUAAAUGGACAUAACUGUGAAGUGAAGAAAGCUCUCUCCAAGCAAGAAAUGCAGACGGCAACUGCACAGAGAAGUGAGUUUGUUACAUAAUAGCACAGCCUGUGGAGAUAAUUGCCUACAAGCAUUUUAAUAAUUCACUCUCUUUAUUCUUUAGGUCGUGGAAGCAGUUCAGGCAACUUCAUGGGCCGUGGGAACUUUGGAGGCAGUGGUGGCAGUUAUGGCAGAGGAGGAAGUUUUGGUGGCAGAGGUAAACAUCUGUUCUUGCUUCUCCACCCCCUUCCAAAAAUACUACCCUGAGUUACAGUGCAUCACUGUAUCUUACACUUUUUGUUCUGAUUUUAGGUGGUUACGGUGGCGGAAGUGGUGGUGGUGGUGGCAGCAGAGGAAGUUACGGGAGUGGUGAUGGAUACAAUGGCUUUGGUGAUGGUAAGAAUAACAUUGCUAAUACCAGUUCAAUUAUACUUGUGGGGGAGGGGCGUCAGUCCCUUAGAUCUGCUUGAAGUAUCUUAAUGUGAGAAAAGUGAAAGGGAAGCUGACAACUUGUGGACAAUCUAGGUAUUACAAGAAAUUGGGUUCUCUUAAGUCAUGAUUAACGUAUCCCAUGGGACUAAAAAAAAGCACCCUUAUAUCAGACUGGGUGAUCACCAAACUUGUCCAGGGCAGCUGAUGGCAGGCUGUCCAUCAUUUAGAUUCAGGUAGGUAGCCGUGUUGGUCUGACACAAUCAAAAUAAAUAAAAAAAAUGUCCAGUAGCACCUUAGAGACCAACUAAGUUUGUUCUGAGUAUAAGCUUUCAUGUGCAUGCACACUUCUUCAGAUACAUCAUUUAAUUAGCCAGUGGUAGGUCUUGGAAUGCAGCAUUCCAAUAAAGGCAAUAGGACUGAGACAAGCCAGGAUCCACUGAUCCCAAACUGGUCUCACUGCUGUCAUGUGAUGCUGUCAGGCCCAAUUGCCUUUCCAGCCUGGAAUGUCUCCCCACCCCACCUUCCACUUUGGCCACAAAGAGUGGCAGGGCUGCAUAUGCAUUUUCCCUGUCAUUCCACAAAGCCCUGCCAUCUGGAAGGACAGUUGAUGGUGCCCCAGUCUGGAUCUAAUCCAGUGUCAUGAAUCCUAAGUUUCUGUGAACAAAAUUCUGCUCAUGGGAGUGCCCCUACCCCUGGGGGCAGGGAAGGAAGUCCCCUAAAGUGCUCCAGGUAGUUGGGGAAUCUCCAGUAAAAGUUGCAUAGAGGUGGCACAGAAGGCUACUGGUGAAAUUGGCAAACACUUCCCCCUUCCGCUCGCUCUUUCUAUUAGUAAGAGCUUCCACUGGAUCAGAUUCUCUUCUGUAAACGGACAGGCAACUCAGGAUCUAAACAUUAUUUUUAGAUUUGUGAAAUGUAUGUAACCUAUUAAGAGACUUUGGAAUUGCGUUAUUGACUGCAGCCAAAAUAUAGUUGGGUGUGCACAAAGCCUUCUCAGAGCAGGGUAAAUAACCAAAAUAUGGGUGAUCUUCAAGCUGCUUGAAUGACCCAUGACAGAUAGAGCCUCUGGUCCUCUCACUUGGAAUAUUUCGCAGUUUCCAGUAAUCAAGUGAUAAAUCAUGCUCAGUGGCAACCAGUCUUCAUCCAUGGACAUGAAAUGGUUUCCAUUGAUUGUAAACAGCAAAUUGUGGCUACAAAUCCUUAGACAGUCGUGGCUAGGUCAUUGAUUUUAUUUGGACUUCUCCAUUGGGAUGACUUGAUUGGUAGCUAUUACCAAGUCGUAAUACGCCUUUCGUAGUAGUUGGCCUCCAUGCAGUAUUGGUGAUUUUUUGGAUACUGCUUUACAGUUCCCAGUUACUUUUGUGUUUAGAUCAUGUCAUUUCAUAACAAAACAUUCACAUUCCUGUCCCUUUUAUUGAUCUUUCUCAAGGUGGGAACUAUGGAGGUAGUCCUGGGUACGGCGGCAGAGGAGGUUAUGGUGGCAGCCCGACCUAUGGAACCCCAGGUGGUGGAUAUGGCGGAGGAGGUGGAGGCUAUGAUGGUUACAAUGAAGGGGGGAGCUUCGGUGGUAAGAAUCCUGAAGUACAUUGUGUUGAUCCAUCUGUUCUGCUCAUGUUUGAUAACAAGCUUGAGGCCUUUAGCUUGUCACUGUUUUUAAAAUGUUGUGCAGUGUAAACUUCAGCCAAAAAUGAAAACCACUUCCAAAUUCUAAACCCUUGAAAUCACAGUGGUAUGAAAGAUAUAUGGGAAAGCUUCAUGGUUCCCCGCCCCCCAGGCCAGGUUUAUAGGAUGUCUUCUUUAAACUAUAGAGUUGCACUGGUAACAAGACUCCAGAGCAGGGGAUCUAUAGAAAGAGGGCUUACUUUCACACCUGAGCAACCUUCCAGUGGCUACAUGUCAGUGGUGGAGAGAGCCCAAGGCAAAAGUGUGCAAAGGAAAGUACCCCUGUAGUUUUCUGCACAUGCCCUUCUCCAUCCCCCAGCCAGGGGCAAAGAGCUCAUUGACACAUUCCAGCCAGGCAGAACCCUCAAGAAAGGUAGAAAGGAGGGCUAGUGAGCAGUGUGACCUGGGCUGAGUCCCAAGGGCUGGAUAGAGAGGCCUGAAGGACUGUAUUUUGUGCCCAGGUAUGAAGUUCCCCACCAUUGCUUCAUACAAACAUUCAUUAAGCCUUAAAACCUAAGAAGAGAACAACUACAACUUUCUAGCCAGCUAGUUCCAUUGCCCAGAAUUUAUUUAAGAAUCUUUAUGUUAAUGUAAUCUACAAACUUUCCCUCUAUUACCUGAAACUCCUUGAGAAUCAUUUACUGUUGUUGUUUUCUUUCUGCCUCUGCAUUUUGUGCUGGCAUUGGAGUGUAGAGGAAAGAGUCCAAUCCAUCUGUUCAGUGCUCAGAUCUGGGGAACUUUGGAUCUGUGCUAGUGAAUGCCUUUCAGUGUGGAUUGGAAUACUAGUCUCAUUUUCUGGGACUGGACUACUGUCCGAUAAUCAUUUUUUUGAAAAAGAAUAAUAAUCUUGUUCAUACUUCUCUCAAGAAACUUUGAACUUGGUUAAGUUAACACAGCAGAAUUUAAAGUAUCUAGAGUUAUUAAUGCGGUUAAUUAAAAUAACAGGAACCCUUAAUGAUUUAGCAAAGGAGUGAGCAUUUUUUAUUUCUCCAAUAUAACAAAGGUUGGCAAGAACUGAACAGGAAAUAAAUUUUUGCAUGUGUAUUUUGAAUGUUCUUGGGAACAAUUGCAGUUACUCAGCCUAGCCAUGAUUAUGUCCAGGUAGCUGAAAUCCCAUUAUGUGCAUACAGUAAAUCUGGAGUUAUGAAACACGUGUUGUAUACUAAAGUGUAUUUUGUGCUGGGUAGGUGAGUUAAUGUGAAUGAAUUGUAGUGCACUUGAAAUGUACUUCUCAAAUAAUUCUUGACCUGAUAAACACAAACCUUACAUGUUAUUAUUCUCAGGCAACUAUGGUGGAAGUGGAAACUAUAAUGACUUUGGCAAUUAUAGUGGACAACAGGCCUCAAGCUAUGGACCCAUGAAAGGAGGUAGCAGUUUCAGUGGCAGAAGCUCAGGCAGUCCCUAUGGUGGUAAGUACAACUUACUAAAGUACAUAUGUGUCUGUUACGCUCCUAAAGAAUAUUUAUUUCAACAGACCAUGUUCCCAUUUUUAGGUGGCUAUGGAUCAGGAGGAGGAGGUGGUGGUGGCUAUGGUGGAAGAAGAUUCUAAAAAUUGUAACAGAAUAAGGGUAGGUAUGCUACAAAUACUUGUUGUAUAUGAAGACUAUACAACGUUUCACUGAGAGUAAUCCUUUUCUUAUCCUAUAUUCAACAGGCUACACAGUUCUUAGGAGAGAGCGAGGAGUUGUCAGGAAAGCUGCAGGUUACUUUGAGACAGUCGUCCCAAAUGCAUUAGAGGAACUGUAAAAUCUGCCACAGAAGGAGCGAUGAACCAUAGUCAGAAAAAGUUACUGCAGCUUAAACAGGAAACCCUUCUUAAGGACUGUCAUAGCCACAGUUUGCAAAGAGUGCAGCUAUUGAUUUAAUGCAAUGUAGUGUUUAGAUGUACAUUCCUGACUUUUUUUUUAAUUUGUUGUUUGUAGCUUUGUCUUUUCUUCAUAAAUCAGGUAUAUUGCCCUGUAAAUUUGUGGUAGUGGUGGUAGUGGUACCAGGAAUUAAAAAUAAUUAAGGAACUUUUAAUUUUUUCCAAUAUUUGUGUAGUUCAGUUUUUUCUUACUGAAACUUCUUUAAAUAAAGAAAUGUAGUUUUAGGGUAUAUUCUUGCUAGGAAAAAAAUCAGUGCAUUAUAAUCUGUAUUAAUUUAAACUAUAGAAAUGCUGAAUCGUUUAAGAACCUUAGUUUUCUGCAUAUGUAACCGAACGAAAUGAGUUGCACAUGCAAAGGGAGAGAAGAGAUGUUUGCAUUAAAGCUUGUUUAGCUGUAUAACUAGGAGUGAGUCAUUUAAACUAGUGCUUGUGAAUGAUAAAAAGCUUUACUUUCAAAUGAAAAUUCCAGAUACUUCUGGCUUGUGCAUAUCUUAAUUUGUAGCCUUUGUUUCUUAGCCUAAGACUUAUAAGUAAAUAAGCAUUGAAAGAGAUAUUUUAAAGCUUUAUUCAGUUUGCCUCCCAUUUCAUUGGUAUAUACAGGAACUACAUUAAGCAUUGGCAGAACAGGUUUAUUACUGUUGAGGCUUAACACCCCACCCCCAACCUCAAACAGAUUUAAGUGUGUGUGCACACACUCUUUUGAAUUAAAACUUUGAAACCAAUGACCUGGGUCUGUUACUUAGCUUAAUUGUAUAACUUCAUUUGUAUAUAUUUCUUCCCUCAAAACAUGGAUUCUUCUGUAAUGGUCAAUACUUCCUACUUUGUGUAUUUCUGCAUGCUCUCUUAUCUGAAACAAGCUUACAGCACAGGCACAAUCCCUUCAAGUUCCUUGCAAUUGAGUAUAAAUAUUCUGACCUAUGAACAAACCCAACACAUUUCACACACUUUCUAAUGCCUUGAUUGUAGGCCUUGAAGGUGGUGUGAAAACCAAAUGGUUCACAAUCUAGCAGCAGGAAAUAUCUGGGCUGAACAUGAUACGUAUUUGUCACUAAAAGGAGUAUUGUGGGCUAUAAAUCCAUACUUUGAUGCAUCAGAAUCGUGUGGUCAAAACUUGAUAAAAUUCAUAAGCAGGGGUGUGUGGUCUACUCCUUCACUUAUCCAAAUUUGUGUACAGCCAUGUUCCCAGGCUAUCCUUCUCAACCUGAUCAGACUUCUCUUUUAACUAUUGCCAGAGCAGUGCUUUCUGUCAGUACACAUCCAGAAGAGUAGGGCACAGUGAGUAGAAGAAACUCAGACACUUGCCAGUAUGAUGCUGGAUAUUUUCUUCUGUUACUACUUCUCUAGGCCAAUGAACAGUAUCAGGUAAACAAUUCCAGUAUAGGAAUGGAUUAUCAGACACUAUAAAACUUUGCUCUAAAAUUGUUGUAGGUUCAACCAAAUGUGUAUGUUGGGCUUGUACAAGGCAUACAGUGGUGGUGGUUGUAUAGAAUUCUAUGGUUAAAUCUCAAAAAGUACAAGUGUGCUUAAACAAGGGUCAAGCACUGAUACAGCCCCGAAGUGCUAUACAGUGGUACCUCGAGUUACAAACACUUCAGGUUACAAACUCUGCUUACCUGGAAGAGUUAUCUCGAGUUGAGAACUUUGCCCCAGGAUGAGAACGGAAAUCGUGUGCCGGCGGCACAGCGGCAGCAAGAGGCCCCAUUAGCGAAAGCACGCCUCUAGUUAAGAACACUUUCAGGUUAAGAACGGACCGCGGAACGAAUUAAGUUUGUAACUCGAGGUACCACUGUAAUAUCAUAAUGGCAUAUAUUAAGGUGGGAAUUGGGUAGUUGGCCAACAGGAAACAAGUGUUCUAUAAUGCAAUAGGCAAAACGUGUAGAAGGGCAUCAUUUUAGUAUUGUGAAAUGGAAUCCUCCCAUUACUAAGCUGCAUAUGCAGAUUUCUUCUUGGAAGAGUAGAGUAGAUGUAAACCACCCCUUUCAGGCCUACUGUUGAUUGUAGGGGCAGAACCUAGAGGAUGAGUUUUUCUGUUCUUGCGGGAGAGGGUGGGACCUUGAUGGCACACAGUGGGGGGAGGGGGAACCAAUUUUAUAGUGUGUUAAUCUGUUCUGCUAUUCCUAAUCAUGCAAUCUGUAAGUUGCCAGUUGUUGGUGCCAGUGACUUAGACCUAGUUCUCUGAUGUGGAGAAGUGUAAGCAGAGGACAGCAAUUAACCAGCUCUAAAGACUUUAGGAUGUACCUCUUAGCCAAAGUGUGGAUCAAAGGAGACUCAGACAGGACUUCCUGCAGCCUAUUGUGUAUGUGGACCAGUCAGCAUAUUUAAAGAAUGACAAGGCAGCGACAGCACCAGCUUCAACUUCCAGAAAAGUGAAAGCAUAAAAUACUAUGCUGAUAGUGAGCAGCUUUCCAAAAGCUAGUUAAAACUGCCUAUCACUGCUGAAAUAUCGAAGAAAGUCUAGCAAGAGUUCUUCACCAGUUGGAACCUCCUUGAGUCAUAGCUACUUGAGUUCACCCAGUCAUAGGUCUAGCAUUUAGACCUGAAAGGAAGGGGAAUGAGAAUAGGUAAGGUUUGUCUCUAACACUUUUAACGAAUUAAAAGAGCUACUCUUUCCUGAACAAGGUAAGAAAAAUCUCUUUGACUUGCAGAUUGUUGAAGAAACUUCUGCUUGACCAGAUGUGGAUUUCUUGCCUGCUGGAAAACCUGUGGCUUGGUAAGACUCUAGUACAAUAUAAAACAUUGAUGUGCCCAUGACUGUAUUCUUGGCUUUGAAAAUCCAGCUUCUGUGAUAAGAAGGAAUUAUGCAAAAACAAGGUGAGUGCCAGUACUUAAUCAUUGUACUUCCAUACUAUGAAAUGUGAGCAGUGCAGCAUUACAAUUUAAAUUCUCAUCUGACUGAUGUAUAGGGAAGCUAUACCUGGUGACUUUUAGCACUGAUACACCUUUAGAAAAUGUUUCAUGUUAUUUUAGUAACAAAAGAAUCCUAAAAGGUAGGUCAGUGUUAUCCAGAUUGCUUAAAAGAGGCUGAAGUGUAGUAGCUUGUCUGAUGAACUGCUUGCUGAAGCAAGAUUUUAUCUUUUGGUAGUAAUUUCCCACAACUUAAAUGAUAAGUAGAUUUUUAAAAUAAAAACUGUAUUUCAUGUUCAUUAGUACACAGGUAACUCCCCGUUUCCGCAGGGGUUGCAUUCUGGGUCAAAGCACACAUCGGUGGAGUGUGUAUAAGCCUGCCCCCAGCCCUCCUUUUUCCAGGUCCAAAAGGACUUGUGCGUCAGUUGGAUGUGCCUAAAAUGAUCACUGCCUAUAAUUGGAUUUGGGCAAAUCCAAUGCAUAAAGUCAACCUGAAUUCUGUCCACCUUUUCACACCUGUUGGAACUGCAGAUUUUCUGUUGGUAAUAUUAUUAAUUACUGAAUUUCAGACAAGAAAAUAAUUUCCUCUGGAAGUUGAGUACCUGGUGUCCCUACCAAAUAAUUGGUUUUCAGGUAACCUAAAUCUUUAAGAAUGGCUUCUUAGUACUGUAUCUUGGUUGGGUUUUUCCUGCAUAAUGUCCCAUUAGUCUUGAAUUUGACAUAUCUCGAUAAAUACAUAGAAUUCUGUCUUGCCUUAUUCUCCAUCUGUGCUAGGUCUGCAUGCUAAUGGAUGUAGGAUCAUGGUUCCGUAUCUUCUUGCCCUGUUGGGGACCCAGGAUUUUGUCAGCAUCACAUUCUCACUCCUAUUCAACCAUGAACUUUGGCAGGGAACAUUUAGAAUUGUUGACUUCUCCCGUCUUCAGACACACGUGUCAAAUGUAGUGCAAAUGUUUAAUGGGAGAGCACACAGUGCUACAAGGCCAUGUCUCUUAAUUUGCCUCUCCUGCUGCACUAGACAUUGCAGUUUGCUGCUGCCGUUGCCCAGCACUGGAGUGGCAAACAGCAGCUCUACCCAUUUUCUCUUUUCUAAAAUAGGGACUCAGCCAAGCUGCUUGUGUGCUCAUUUUGCACCUUUCCGCCCAACACACAACAGAACGUAGAUUUGGGGUGAGUGUAUGUACUUCUGUUUCCUUCCUCCUCUAGUAGGAGGGUGCCAGCUCUGUGCCUAGGAAAGGAAGUACUGAAUCCUAGGUGAACUUGCUUACGUACUGUCCCAAAGCAGUCUCAGCUGCAUGUUUGGUGAGGUGUUUAGAAGAUUUGGGGAGAGAGGAAAUGCUAGCAGAGCAGUGUUCUUCAAUAACUAGUUGGCGAAGCUGGGAUACUCCUUUGCCUUAACAUUCUUAAUGUGCUAAACUUGCAUUUUCUCUUCUACUCUGCAGGGUAGAACAAAGACAACCAUCUCCACAAGUUGAAAGAUGAUGUGAAAUACGCCGAUAGCCUAUGAUAGGUGAAAGUGAUUGAAGUGUGUCAUCUCCCACUCACCUUGUUCAAACACUUACAAUAAAGUGUCAUAAAUUAUGAGAGUUGGCCAAUCUUUCCAAUUGUAUGUGGCUAUUAGACCUUCAUUUCUACAUCACUGCCCGUCCAUUUAUUAAAUAUUUCCUUCCAGCUUCCACAAUGUUAAAAUCGAAGAGUUUUGAAUUACUCAGGUGAAUAUUGGUAACCUUCCUUUAGUUGUAUGGACUACACAUCCCUGGAUACAUUACAGCAGAUUUGGCUAGCCUGAUUUAACUCUAAAUAAAUCUCAGCCUUUGAAAGGGGGGAGGGGAAAUCCCUGACAAAAUUUUAUGAAAUCUUUUUUCACAUAAUAAAAAGUUAAUUCAGGGCUCAGCAAGGCAGUGUCCUGAUGGGGGUUGCUGUAGAGAGAUCUACAUGUAUUUUGUGUAGUUGGAAAUGUUCUGGAAUACAAUAUUGCAUGUUUAUAAUAAUAUGAAUGACAUGCAUUUGUGUCACUCAUGCUUUCCCCUGCAAAAAUGUGUGUAGCAACCGAGAAAGACUUUGUGUAGGGUGAGUAGGCAAUACUAUGAACAGUCAUCAUAACUAAUGUUACAUACAUACUGUUUUCUAAUU
This is a messenger RNA of Podarcis lilfordi (Lilford's wall lizard), 19299 nucleotides long. The record is from the annotation of a GenBank genome assembly. NCBI's taxonomy places the organism in Eukaryota, Metazoa, Chordata, Lepidosauria, Squamata, Lacertidae.